UCUCUUUGUUUUUCUUUCUCCUCCUCCCCCGUCUUCGUCUUCAACGACUGGAACGAAACUAAUCUCCCUUUCUUCAACUUCAGAGAUCUCGUUAAUGGCAGCCGCAGCAGCACUUCCUUCUCCUCGCGAGGAGAAUGUUUACAUGGCAAAACUCGCUGAACAGGCCGAGCGGUAUGAAGAGAUGGUCCAGUUCAUGGAGAAGGUCACGGCUAACGCCGAGUCCGAGGAGCUAACCAUCGAGGAGCGUAACCUUCUCUCCGUCGCUUACAAGAAUGUAAUCGGCGCUCGCCGUGCUUCUUGGCGUAUCAUAUCUUCGAUCGAACAGAAGGAGGAGAGCCGUGGUAACGAGGAUCAUGUUGUCACGAUCCGUGACUACAGAUCUAAGAUCGAGUCCGAGCUUUCUUCGAUCUGUGACGGUAUCUUGCGUCUCCUUGAUUCUAGACUCAUUCCUUCUGCCUCUUCUGGUGAUUCCAAGGUAUUUUACCUUAAGAUGAAGGGCGAUUAUCAUCGCUACCUUGCUGAGUUUAAGACUGGUGCGGAGCGCAAAGAGGCCGCCGAGAGCACCCUCUCUGCUUAUAAGUCAGCGCAGGAUAUUGCAGUUGCAGAACUAGCUCCGACCCAUCCGAUCCGUCUGGGGCUGGCUCUUAACUUCUCUGUCUUCUACUACGAGAUCUUGAAUUCUCCUGACAGAGCCUGUAAUCUUGCUAAACAGGCAUUUGAUGAAGCCAUUGCGGAGCUGGAUACGUUGGGAGAGGAGUCCUACAAGGACAGCACUCUGAUCAUGCAGCUUCUCCGUGACAACCUUACUUUGUGGACAUCCGAUAUGCAGGAUGAUGGCCCUGAUGAGAUCAAAGAAGCACCCAAGCGUGAGGAAGAACAGUAGUGAAGUAAUUCAUGUUCUGAUUUUAGUAUCUCAUCGUCUCCAUUUGUUUUUUAAUGGGAGAAGGGGCUUGGUGCCAGCUACUUUUGAGUUUGUUCAUUUGUGUUUUUUAUAUUUGAUGUGUUUCUAAUUGUUUCCUAUCUUUGAAGAGUUUGGAGUUUAUGUUUGCAUUAAACAUAUCAGAGCCUUGAUUUCUA
Molecule: messenger RNA, 1077 nt
Organism: Telopea speciosissima
Lineage: Eukaryota; Viridiplantae; Streptophyta; Magnoliopsida; Proteales; Proteaceae
Product: 14-3-3-like protein
Exons: 4
Coding region: 95-883 (262 amino acids)
Biological process (GO): signal transduction
Cellular component (GO): cytoplasm
Source: RefSeq, a predicted model, not a curated record